Messenger RNA from Saccostrea cuccullata (small rock oyster), 922 nucleotides. RefSeq names its product thrombospondin-2-like. The record is from RefSeq and is a predicted model, not a curated record. NCBI's taxonomy places the organism in Eukaryota, Metazoa, Mollusca, Bivalvia, Ostreida, Ostreidae. The transcript has 7 exons. Bases 1 to 891 code for a protein of 296 amino acids.
AUGAGAUCCUGCGGAUCUAUUACAUACUGUCGUCGGGAGUGUUUCUGCGAAUUAAAGAAUGAUGAGACUGGAAGAUGCUGGUGUCCACAGGAAGGAACAAGUCAAUACUGCAGGAGAUCAGGCUGUUGCGGGAGUUGUCUUUGCGAACAGUUCGGGGAGAUUGGAAAAUGCAUUUGUUAUGGAAGUCAUUGCAGUAAUACCUUUUCGUCUUGGGGAAAAUGGACGUCUUGUAGUGUAACCUGUGGAAACGGUUCCCAACAAAGACAUAGGAGUUGUAAUGGAACCUGUUCUGGUGCGUCAUCAGAAUCCAAGACCUGUCAUCCAGGCCCUUGUCCAGCAGCAGUAAAUGGAUCGUGGAGUUUAUGGGGUAACUACAGUCCAUGUGAUAAAACGUGCGGAAACGGCUGGAAAGUCAGAUUCAGGAAGUGCAGUAAUCCUCAACCGGCACGAGGUGGUCUUCCUUGCAUUGGUGAUUCACUGGAAGCAGUGCGGUGCAACACGUUCCAUUGCCCUGUUGAUGGACAAUGGUCAGCUUGGUCAGGAUAUGGACAGUGUAGUAGUAGUUGUGGGGCAGGUGUUCAGAUAAGGAUUAGAAACUGCUCCAAUCCUGCACCUGAAUAUGGAGGUAACAACUGCACAGGAAGGUUUAAGGAGAGCCAACUGUGCAAUCUCAGGAGUUGUCCAGUCAACGGUAACUGGGGUCAAUGGGGUAACUUUCGGCCAUGUGACAUGCCUUGUGAUGGGGGAAUUCAUAUCAGAAUGAGAGGAUGUGACGACCCUUCUCCUUCUUAUGGAGGGCUUCAAUGCCCUGGUCAAUCAGUUCAAACAGAGGCAUGCAACACUCAGCCGUGCCCAGCAUCCAGUCAACCAAUAGAUAGUCUGAUCGGAUAAUGUUGUCACAAAUAUUGUUAUACAUACAUAU